This is a messenger RNA of Parnassius mnemosyne (clouded apollo), 1791 nucleotides long. NCBI's taxonomy places the organism in Eukaryota, Metazoa, Arthropoda, Insecta, Lepidoptera, Papilionidae. The record is from the annotation of a GenBank genome assembly.
AUGGCGCGUAAAGGGCAAGUUUCUAUACAAGACUCUGUUGAGACUAAUGAAGAGUUUGAGGAAUACCUGGCAGCUCAUUAUAAUCAGCUGAUAUGUAUGGAAGUAUAUUCCGAGUUCUGUGGCCCGUGCCUGGCAACCGGUAAUGCUAUCAGGAAAGGCAAAUUAGAAAUUGGUCAGGACAAAAUAGCAAUGGUGAAGGUACUAGCCGAUAAAGUAGAUGCCCUCUCGAGGUUUAAAGGCAAAAGUGAACCAGUAUUUCUUUUUGUUACGAAGGGAAAACUGACACGGGCAAUGUUUGGCGCGAACGGAAUCGAAUUAUGUCGCCUCAUCGAGGAGGAGCUGGGUCUGCUUCAAGCGGAGUUGGAAACUGGUUUGGUGCGGGCUAAACAGGAGAUUGCUGAAAUGCUGCCUGAAGAAUCGGCGAAGAUAGAAGCUGACACAAAGUUACAAGAGGAAACUCGAGAGGCGAGAGAACGCUUGCGCAUUCUGACGCUGGCCGCCAGAAAGAAGAGAAUAGCAGAGAGGCUGGCACGCCACGUGCGUCGUCUGAACUACAUCAUGUACUGGCCACAUUGCCAUCGUGCUCACUACGAUCUGUACGAGAAGUGGGACCUUAUCAAUAUUCAGGUGGGGGCAAGGGAAACUGUUCAACUGACGGUGGAGGGCGUAAAGGAAGCGUUAUACAUGAGUGACGUGGAACCGAAUGAGGCGUGCCUGCACGCGCUAAUGAAUGGCGAGGUGCUUGUCGUACUCUUCAAGAUGUUCGAAACUGAUAACCGGGAUUUCGUUAAACUACUGCGACACGCUCUUUACGAAGAAAUCCCAGUGCCAAAGGAAGACGUUCCACCAGAGAAACAGGUGCCUCUCGUACCAGCAUUCGAGCGCUACGCAGCCGUUAGUAAAACUGCUCGAGAAGUACGCAGGGAGCGGUACGAGGCUAAGAUGCAAAAGUUGCGGGAAGAAAAAGAAGAACGAGAUCGCAUUGCAGCAGAACAGGCGCGUUUGGCGCGGGAGGCUGAAGAGGAGAGACUUCUAAAGGAGAAGCAGCGACAAGAAGAGGAACGUAUGGCUAGAAUACAAGCAGGGUUACCAGCAGAUCCUGAACCUGAAGCACCUGAUGAAGAAGUUGCUGAAGAAGAAGUCGCAGGAGAAGAAGUCGUAGGAGAAGAAGUCAUAGGAGAAGAAGUCGUUCGUGAAGAACUCGUUGAAGAUGAAGCAGAACAAGAGAAAGUUGAGGAAGAGGAAGAAUUUCACUCCGAUGUAUCUGUGGAAGGAGAGGACUACAUUCCUCCGGGUGGUCUCUUCGUGCCAGGUCUUUAUACACCACCCAAUGAUCUGGCUAAGGCUAAUGGUCUCGCUUUCUUUUUCCCUAAAAUGAUCCAAGAGAUAACUGCGUUAGAGUUAGAGUCGGAGUACCUGCCACCACAUGUGCUUGUGAUGUUCACCAUAGAUAAGCGUCACGAGGUCCGCGAAGCUAUGCAGCAGUUUGCGACCGACGUACUCCAUGUUGGUAUAUUCGAGGGAGAUAAUCCCUUUACAGCGGAGCACCUCGCAUAUACCAUCAAGCAAUACGACAAGAUGGACCGAGUUCGACGUCACAAGGACCGUCUAGCAUUAAUGGUGUCCCGGAAGCGAAGUUUUGCCUUACUCCAGCUCGCUGGCCUUAACCCGUGCUACAUCAGCAGCGACGUGACUUCGGGUGAAAAAGACUGCCUGGCGUUAUUCCCAGUAGGAUAUGGGGACGACUAUAUAGAAGAAGAAAGUGUCAUCGAAGAGGAGAUAGCGGUCUGA